Dichotomopilus funicola is the source of this 1188-nucleotide messenger RNA. RefSeq lists its product as uncharacterized. Gene Ontology annotation, cellular component: cytoplasm. Lineage: Eukaryota; Fungi; Ascomycota; Sordariomycetes; Sordariales; Chaetomiaceae. Bases 1 to 1188 code for a protein of 395 amino acids. Gene Ontology annotation, molecular function: 2-oxoglutarate-dependent dioxygenase activity. The transcript is spliced from 3 exons. The record is from RefSeq and is a predicted model, not a curated record.
AUGGCCCCCUCCGCCGUGGAGACCGCGCAGCAAACGGUCGAAACCAUCAAGCAGAAGGUGUUGACGCACAAUGACAAGCCCCAGACGAUCUCGCUCAGCGGACUCCCUGAGGAGCCCCUGCCCGAGCGUCUCGAGGGCCACAAGGAGCCCCUGAAGCUGUCGGGUGCUUUGGACAAGUUCGAGCACUUCGACGUGACUCCCGUCAUUGGCCGCGAGUAUGCCAACGUCGACCUGGCUGAGCUGCUGUCCGCGCCCAACUCGGAUGAGCUGCUGCGGGACUUGGCUAUCACCAUUUCCCAGCGCGGUGUGGUCUUCUUCCGCAAGCAAGACAACCUCACCGAUGACCUGCAAAAGGUGUUGGUCGACCGGCUAGGCAAGCUGUCGGGCAAGCCGUCAACGUCCGGUCUCCAUAUCCACCCCAUCAGCAACGCGGCGCGCGAUCACGGCGGCAAGGACAACGAGAUCAGUGUGAUUUCUUCCCAGCAGAACAAGAGACUAUAUGCGCACAGGUCCCAGGGUGCUCUCGGCGCCGGCCGUUGGCGCCAGAACGGCAAACGGGAGUGGCACUCGGACAUUACGUUUGAGCCGGUCCCGAGUGACUAUGCGCUGCUGCGGCUGACUGAGCUGCCCAAGACUGGUGGUGACACCCUCUGGGCCUCCGGCUACGAGCUCUACGACCGCAUCUCCCCACCCCUGCGCGCCUUCCUCGACACCCUAACAGCCUACUACGCCCAACCACUCUUCAACGACGCAGCCAAGCGCAACAACUUCGACCUCUACACCGCUGAGCGCGGCGCGCCCGAGAACGUCGGCGAGGCCCUCGAAGCCGUGCACCCAGUCAUCCGCACCAACCCCGUCACAGGCUGGCGUUCCGUCUUCGCCGUGGGCCACCACGUUUCCCGCAUCCACGGCCUCUCGGACGAAGAGAGCAAGCACUUUUUGGAUUGGUUUGUGGAGCUUGUUGCCCAGAACCAUGAUCUGCAGGUGAGGUUCCGGUGGAAGGACGUGAAUGAUGUGGCGAUCUGGGAUAAUCGGAGUGUAUUCCAUGCGGCGACCCCGGAUUAUGUGUUUGAGGAAGGGCUGGGUGAGAGGAGGGGCAGUCGGGCGGUUAGUUUGGGGGAGAGGCCGUACUUUGACCCGGCGAGUACGAGCCGGAGGCAGGCGUUGCGGAAGGAGGCGCAGGCUUAG